Messenger RNA from Plenodomus lingam JN3, 1887 nucleotides. RefSeq lists its product as uncharacterized. The record is from RefSeq and is a predicted model, not a curated record. Gene Ontology annotation, biological process: molybdopterin cofactor metabolic process. Gene Ontology annotation, molecular function: molybdenum cofactor sulfurtransferase activity. Lineage: Eukaryota; Fungi; Ascomycota; Dothideomycetes; Pleosporales; Leptosphaeriaceae.
AUGAGUCAAGAUUCGACUGCCUGGUCGUUCUUCAUUGAUCGUCCUAUUGUGCAAAUUUGCCUGCGAAGUGAUGCCCAUGUUAUCUCAGGACACAUAAAAUAUGAUGUAAUAUUCUCUCUGGCUAGCAUAUUCCGAAGAGACAUCUGCCUAGUUGUCUCCUCACACGCCAUAAUUACCCAGUCCAAUCCUGUUGAUUUCAUCAUUCGCGGAAAAUUGGUGCUGAUACAGGGCCAGCUGCGGCACGGACGUAACUUCGCAAUGAAGAGGAUCAUGUUUGCAUGGUUCAAAAUGAGACGGAACGAGUAUCCCAUGCUCAAAGAUAUAACAUAUCUCGACCAUGGUGGUACUACCCUAGCACCCAAGUCUCUACUGGAUAUGUUCAGUAGCGAAAUGCAGGCAACUUUGCUGGCGAACCCACAUUCAGACUCACAAAACCCUAGCACAUCGGCCCUCAUCGUGGAGGAGACUCGUCUUGAGGUGCUCAAGAUGUUCAGUGCGGACCCAGCACAUUUCGAUGUUGUCUUCACCGCCAACGCAACAGCGUCUAUCAAGCUCGUCGCAGAAUGUUUUUCCGGAAACAAAGCAGGGUUCGACUAUUACUAUCACCUCAAUAGCCAUACAAGUCUUGUUGGGGUUCGAGAGUUAGCUACACACAGUCAUUGUCUAGCGUCUCAUGAGACGGAUGAAUGGCUGGAUGCGCGCGCCAACAACAUUCGGGAUACCCAUCAAGAACGACCGAGGUUAUUUGCGUAUCCCGCUCAAUCGAAUAUGAAUGGAGAACGACUGCCACUAGACUGGCCCGGCAGACUACGGUUUUCUGGCCAUCACCCACAUACUUACACACUAUUAGACGCAGCGGCUCUGGUGUCCACAACGCCACUGGAUCUUAGUGACCACGUUCAUGCUCCCGAUUUUGUAGCAAUGUCUUUUUACAAGAUCUUCGGCUUUCCUGAUCUCGGCGCUUUGAUCGUUCGCAAAGCUUCGGGACAUUUGUUCGAUCACAGGAGGUAUUUUGGUGGUGGGACGACGGAAAUGAUUACAUGUGUCGACGAACCGUGGGUCGCGCGCAAACAAUCGAGCCUGCAUGCGAGACUUGAGGAUGGCACGAUCGCGAUCCGUAAUAUACUUGCUUUGCAUUGUGCCAUCAAAAUGCAUCCAAAACUCUUCGGUAGCCUCAGAGAGACCUCCCAGCACGCCUUUUGGCUAGCGCGUUGUCUCUAUCAACGGCUGGAAGUGCUUCGUCAUGCUAACGGUACUCCCAUCUGCCACAUCUACAAGUCACAUACGUCAAGUUAUGAUGACUCACGAACGCAAGGUGCGACUCUAGCAUUCAACGUUCGACGAAGCGACGGCUCUUGGAUAGGUUGCUGGCACGUGGGCAAGGCACUGCGCGGGGACAAUAUCCACGUUCGCACAGGAAGUCUCUGCAACCCAGCUGGAGCAGCUAUGGCUCUUGGUGUUGACGCUGAAUGGUUGAGAAGAGCAUUCGAAGAGGGCUUCCGUUGCAAUACGGAUGUGGACGUGCUCAAAGGGGUCCCUAUCGGCAUGGUCAGAGUUACUUUUGGGGCCAUGAGUACUCUUGGGGACGUAGAUGUACUCACACGCUCUCUCAAACGCCACUUCAUGGAUCAUACCACCAUCACAAUGGCAGGCCCAGGGGAUUCCCAGUCUUAUCAGUCGACAAAGGAAUCAUCGAUCCCCGAAGAUAUUACCGAGAGAAGGCCUUGUGAUAACUUGGACACUCAAAAGCUUCCCAUCAAGCCACUGAAUGAGCAUGUCAGGAAAUUUCAAGUGACCGGAUUGAGUGGCAUGGCAUGCGUUCGGAGAGCUUUAGGGUCUUCUCAGACUGAGAAGAUACAAACUCUCUAUUCCACUACAUCAGCCUAA